This is a messenger RNA of Ustilago hordei, 3096 nucleotides long. RefSeq lists its product as uncharacterized. Gene Ontology annotation, molecular function: NADP binding; flavin adenine dinucleotide binding; N,N-dimethylaniline monooxygenase activity. Bases 1 to 3096 code for a protein of 1031 amino acids. The record is from RefSeq and is a predicted model, not a curated record. Lineage: Eukaryota; Fungi; Basidiomycota; Ustilaginomycetes; Ustilaginales; Ustilaginaceae. The transcript is spliced from 2 exons.
AUGAAGGUAGCAAUCAUCGGCGCGGGCCCAAGCGCCCUCGUCACCGCCAAAACCCUUCUCGAGGCCUCUUACUCCGACCCCACCUUCCAACCCUCGAUUACCAUCUUCGAAUCUCAAUCCGACAUCGGCGGCACAUUCCGUUACCGCACCUACUCCAACGCCACCCUCGUCUCUUCCAAACAGCUCACCUCCUACUCCGACUUCCGUCUCCCCCUCGAACAUAAAGAUCAUCUUACACUCGCAGAAUACGUUCAAUACCUCGAAGACUACACCACACACUUCAAGCUUAGGGAAAGAUGCGAGUUUCGUAUGCGAACCAAGGUGAUCAAAUCUGCCAAACUUGAUGGGGGGCAUCUCUUGCGCUAUAGGUCUCUGGAGCAAGGCAAUGAGGGGGCGCAAGAUCAAUCCGAGCUAUUCACCCAUCUUUGUGUUGCUUCUGGCUUGCAUGUUACUCCUGCGCUGCCCAACAUUCCCGGCUUGCCGCCGACGAUCGAGGCGGAUCAGAAGGUGACCAACUGGAUGGGAUCAGAGGAGAUGGUCGCUUCUCGUAUCCCAGAGCCAGUAGAGCAUGCCAAGGAUGCUUCGCAGAUCAUUACUCUCCAUUCGUCGCAGUACAAAGACCGCUCCUUGUACCGCGCCAAGAGAGUCAUGAUUCUCGGCACGGGUGAAACAGGAAUGGACAUGGCAUAUGAAGCUGUCAAAGCUGGUGCAAAGGAGGUUGUCCUUUGCACCCGUUCCGGCUUCCUCCUCUUCCCUGCCGUAUUGGCUGAUUUCGUCGUCUUCGGUAAUGUAUUCGACGGGAAUCUACCCAUCGAUGGCUUGAUCACCAACCUGUUCGAGACUGCAUACGUUCAUCCCUGGGUAGCAGGUGCUCAUUUGCGCUGGUUCCUCUCCGACUUUGUCAUCAAGCGCCUGCUCUGGUGUCUCACCGGCACACAAGCAGGCUGCAACCAAUGGGUCGGAGAACUCGAACCGCAUCGAUUGGGCCGCGCGUACACUUUCCUCAAUAAAUCCAGCAAAGCAAUGCCUUACAUCAACCGAGGAUGGAAGAAACGGAAUCGCUAUCUCGAGAAAAUCACAAGCUACCUCGACCCACCCACAGUCAAACCCGAAGAAGUAUCCGUCGACCUCGCACCCUUCCCCGCCCGAGUUUGCCAAGAUGGCACAGUAGAAUUCCUCCGCAAUGGCCGCAAGGAGGAUCUCAGAAUGCGCAACCGAACAGUCAAACCCGAUGUAGUCGUCUACGCUACAGGAUACACCCAGCAAUUCGACUUUUUAUCCAAAGAAUAUCCAGUACCAGCCACCGUUCGAUGUCGAGAUGUGUUCGAUCCCGAGGACCCUACCGUUGCAUUUAUUGGCUUUGUCCGUCCCGGCGUUGGAGCUAUUCCACCAAUUGCUGAGAUGCAAGCUCAACUUUGGACCCUCAUCUUGCGGAAUAAGAUUCCCGCCCCGCUGUCUACCCCGCACUACUACCUGUUGGUGAAGGAGAAUGCAAGGAUCAAGUAUGGUGUCGAUUACUCUUCCUACGUUUCCACCUUGGCAAGGGAUAUGGGUAGUGCUCCCGGGUUGGUAGAGUUGUGGUGGCAGUAUGGAUGCAAGGUUACGCUGAUCUAUUGUUUCGGUGCGGCAUUCCCGACAUUUUACAGGUUGUGCGGUCCGUAUAAGCAUAAGGAUGCAAAGAGAAUUGUGGAGACGGAGAUUUAUGAUACGAUUCGGAGGAGAGGGGUGGUAGGCAACCUCAUCAUGGGUCUCAUCCCUAUGAUCUUUUAUGCAUGGAUCAAUUUGACAGCUUACAUCCUGGAGAUGGUUUAUAACGCUCUUUCGACUCUCACUAGGCCCUUUUCACCGUCAGUGAAGGGGAAGAGCUUGCAAACGGAGGGCUGCAUGAAAGCUAGAAGGUUUCAAAGCGAUUUCGAACCUCUCAAUCCCUCCGCCGCCCCUGUGGAGGUGAACGGAGUCAAGGGGGCGGGGCAGCAAGGAAAAGGCAGGAUGCUGCGAUUGUUUGCGUUGCUAACAGCAGUAGUAGCAAUGGUAGGCCCAGGAGGAGUGGAAGCGAACACAGAGAUCCAAAACUUUGGUCCAGUCUUGUGCAGAGCAGACGAGUAUGGUCAUUUGGCUGCAAAGGCUGCUGAUCAACUUUCUUCCACUUGGCCUGUCAUUCGUCCCUCCUCAACACCGUCAAUAUUCUCCAUCGUCCCCUCUCCACCCUCCGCUUCAAACUCCACCGGCGCGUGGUUGACGCUUGAUCUAUCGAACAACAACCAAUUUACCCUGCCCUCUCCUCGCGACGCCGCUUUGUACUUGGACCUAAACCCCCGCGAUCGAUGGGUACGACAAACGAUCGAUUCUGUAGCUUGGUUCUUUACGAAACGGUUCGCUGUUCGGAGUUCUAUCGCGGCAAACCUGGCGUUGGACGGGGAACUGGAGAUAAUGGGUGUUGAACAAGUCUUAAAGUGGGGUGGGGUUGAGUGGAAGGCUGAGUUGGUCGACGCGCAACCUAUCCAAUCUGAAGGCAGCCGAGCCGAGCGGAGGACGAUGAUUGAGCGAGUGCCGAAUCAUGCGAUUGUGACUAGUGUUGUGCCUAGGCAGACUGCUGCACCCCAAUCACCAGAAAAGGCUAAAGAAAGUGGUGGUGGCGAUAUCGUGUUCAAACAGACCCGAGGGUCCAAAUUGAAAGGGGAAAUACUGGCUACUGAAACGAUCACUCUUAAUAAAGACGAGAGUAGUGCUCCCCGCUUUCCGUGUCCUAAGCUUUAUCUCCAUUUCAAGGUUCGAGAGAGUGGGGUCAGCAUUCCUCCCGUAGGCGGUCUUGAGGGGGUGCAGGUGCAGGGGAUGUGGCAGGUGUUGUUCAGAUUUGCAGAGACGGUGUUUGGAGGCCUUGCAUCAAGCCGAGGAGAAAAGGAAGGCGAGGAGCAAGUGGCGGGAACAACACCGAUUCACAUCACGUUGGAAAGGUUGUAUCUGGGUCGAGUACCGGCGACUGCGCUUGGUGCUGGAUGGUUGCUGGUCGUAGCAGCUGUCAUUGGCUGGUUGGGGAUUCGGCCUUUGUUGGAAGCGUCACUGCCGAAGCUUUCAAAGGGCGAGAAAGACGAGUAA